This is a messenger RNA of Gopherus evgoodei (Goodes thornscrub tortoise), 1419 nucleotides long. Its product is annotated as protein-L-isoaspartate(D-aspartate) O-methyltransferase-like. NCBI's taxonomy places the organism in Eukaryota, Metazoa, Chordata, Testudines, Testudinidae. The coding region runs from base 209 to 958 and encodes 249 amino acids. The transcript is spliced from 9 exons. Gene Ontology annotation, molecular function: protein-L-isoaspartate (D-aspartate) O-methyltransferase activity. Gene Ontology annotation, cellular component: cytoplasm. Gene Ontology annotation, biological process: protein modification process. The record is from RefSeq and is a predicted model, not a curated record.
UCCUCAUAAUAAACGGAGGGCGGAGGGCAGUCGUCGUUAUUCCCAGUAGAGAGGGGCGUGAAAGUGGGGCUGUGCGGUAUGAGGACUCGGAGGAGGCCCUAGUGCGCCUGCGCAGGUGAGGCUGAUGCUCCCCCUGACCCACUCCACUUCCGCAGGGGCAGCGCGGGGUCCUAGUCAGGUCUGGGAGGCCGCUGUGCAUUUCUGAGAGAUGAGCCGUGUGUUGCAGUGUGCUAUAUUUACUGUGCUCAUGGGACUGUUGCUCACAAGAACCAUGGCCUGGACUUCAAGUGGGAAAACACAUGCUGAGCUACUCAACAAUCUUUACAAAAAUGGAGUGAUUAAAUCUCAACGGGUCUUGGAUGUGUUAUUGGCCACAGAUAGAGCCCACUACACCAAGUAUUUCCCAUACAUGGAUUCUCCUCAGUCAAUAGGAUAUAAGGCUACAAUCAGUGCACCCCACAUGCAUGCCCAUGCUCUGGAGUUGCUGAAGGAUCAGCUAGUGGAAGGAGCAAAGGCCCUGGAUGUGGGAUCAGGAAGUGGUUACCUCACAGCUUGCUUUGCUAGAAUGGUGGGUCCCACAGGGAAGGCAGUAGGCAUAGAACAUAUUGAAGAGCUGGUCCAUGAAUCCAUCAGAAAUGUCAGAGAAGAUGACCCAACUCUACUCACUUCUGGCCGUCUGAAACUUCUGGUUGGCGAUGGCAGGCAGGGAUACCCUGAAGAAGCACCUUAUGAUGCUAUCCAUGUUGGAGCAGCAGCAGACACUGUACCAAAGGAGUUGCUGAAAGAGUUGAAGCCAGGUGGCCGGUUGAUCUUGCCAGUUGGGCCUGCAGGUGCAAACCAGGUUCUGAUGCAGUAUGACAAAACCAGUGAUGGGCAAAUCGUGGAAACGCAACUGAUGGGCGUGAUCUAUGUUCCCCUGACAGAUAAGGAGAAGCAGUGGCCUCGGGAUGAAGUCUGACAGAAUAUCCCUUACAAAAUGAUCUUGGAAAGCUCAUGAAUCAGUUCCUGAAGAAGCAACUAUAGAUGUGUAUAGCUUUGCUUUAUACAUUUUUUUUUCUAACUUGGACACAUCACAAUGGCAUUUUCUGCUUUUUAAAGAACUCAAGGAGGAGUUGGAGAAGAAUAUUUUUCCAGAUCAGUCAGAACCCAGUUCCUAGGCUGUGGAGAUCUUGUCUGAUUUCUUCCUGGACUGAGUAAAACCAGAUAAGCCCAGUUGUCCUCUUUGGUCAGCUCCACAUACAAUAUCUAUGUGAAUGGAGAGUGUGCAAUACUGUUACAGAUUUGAGAAUUCAUGUGUAUUAUACUUGAUUAAAUGGUAGCACAUUAUAUUCAUGACUUGCUCAUCUGAUGCUUGAAGAAAAAUUACAGUAUAUAUUUGAUCCGAUUAAUCUUCUAGAUUAAACGUAUUCUUUUCUCAUC